CAAACAAAUAAAAAAUAACAAUUCAAAACCUGUAUAAAUAGGGGGAAAGAAGUGCCUACCUGCUCAUACGCUUUCUUUCUACUUCUCAUUGAGAUAUAUCUUCUUCUGCAAUCGACUCCUACAGAAAAACUUUGUGAGAAAAUGGAGAAGAAGGGAGUGACACUGUCGGUGGCGAUCGUUGGUUACUUGGUUCUAGGGUUGCUGCUGGGGCAGUGUAGUGCCGUCGAAAAUCCAGAAUGCUACGCCGGCUGUCUGAAUAAAUGUAAGAGCAGCAGAGGUAUGAUGCUUCUCGCAUGUGGUAGUGCAUGCGCCCUUCAAUGCCUGUUCUCAAGUCCUUCUUUACUCAGUGUUCCCAAAGACAAUCACUAUUUCUGCAAGCUUGGAUGUUCCGCUUCCUUGUGUAACAAUUUCUUGGAUGCAGAAAACCCAGAAAUUACAGAAAAAGUUGGCGGAUGUAUGGAUUCUUGCUCAGACAGAUGCGCUACCAUGAACACCAUGAACUUACCACCUAAUAACAAUUAGUGUUAAGAUAAUCCUAUUUUGUAAGGCUAAUAUGGAAUUAAAAUAAUAAAUGGCAAAUCAUAUUAGGUAA
This is a messenger RNA of Pyrus x bretschneideri (Chinese white pear), 592 nucleotides long. RefSeq names its product thionin-like protein 2. The transcript has 2 exons. NCBI's taxonomy places the organism in Eukaryota, Viridiplantae, Streptophyta, Magnoliopsida, Rosales, Rosaceae. Bases 142 to 522 code for a protein of 126 amino acids. The record is from RefSeq and is a predicted model, not a curated record.